Messenger RNA from Thecamonas trahens ATCC 50062, 2229 nucleotides. Its product is annotated as patsas. NCBI's taxonomy places the organism in Eukaryota, Apusomonadida, Apusomonadidae. The record is from RefSeq and is a predicted model, not a curated record. Gene Ontology annotation, biological process: protein palmitoylation. Gene Ontology annotation, molecular function: protein binding; palmitoyltransferase activity. Gene Ontology annotation, cellular component: Golgi membrane. The transcript has a single exon. The coding region runs from base 159 to 2210 and encodes 683 amino acids.
CCUUCCUCGUACGGGCGAAGCAGAGUCUUGAGACAGGCAGCACCAAGAAGGGAAGCAACAUAGUCCAGAAGAGACAGAAGUUCUGAAGCGUGUGUGUGUGUGUGUGUGUGUGUGUGUGUGUGUUUGCGUUUGUGUUUGUGUGUGUCGACUGGUUGGUCAUGGGUGUGAAUGCUGAGCAGUUUGAGGCCGCCAUGCUGGCUGCCAAGCGCGGUGAUGUCCUCGCUCUCCACCGAGUCCUCACCAUGGGCACGGCGAGUCUAUCCUCUUUGGGCGGCGGGGCAUCGUUUGAUCCAUUGGCUUUGGCAGGGUUAGGCUCUUUACAGGAUGUGGUGGGCGCAGAGUCGGGCAGAGCUGCCUCGGCCGAGCAUGUGCCGGUGGCUCCUGUGCCUGCUGCCGGUCGGACGGACGCAGGAGAGGCGACAGCCAUCACAACAGUGUCGGACACGGCGGGUGGCACUUUGCUGCACUAUGCAGCGCUGCGAAACCAGAUCACGGUGGCAGUGUACUUGCUUGAUCCGCCGCCACCGGUCGUUCGGUCCUCGCCGGUCCAGCCCGGAUCAACAGGUGAGACGCCGCUGCAUUGGGCGGCCCGCGGCGGGCACUGUACUAUGCUGGCGCUUCUGCUUCGAGCUGGUGGUGAGGCUCUGAUUGAGACGCCCAACUCGCUUGGCAUGUCGCCGCUGCACUAUGCGGUAGCCUUUGACCACGCGUACGCCACCGCGUACCUGGUACUCCGCGGAGCUGACGUCGAUUCGCGCGACGCGCAAGGCAAGACGGCACUGGCCUGGUGCGCGGUACAGUGCAAGCCGACAAUGGCCAAGGCCCUUGUCAAGCUUGGCGCCUCGCUGGAUGUGCGGGAUGCGUACGGCGACACGCCACUGCUUGUGGCGGCGCGGCAGGGCGAAGUGGACAUGGCUGAUGAGCUGGUGGCGUCACCGGCCGACUACGACCAGGUCAAGGACCGCAGUGGGGAGAGCGCCGGUGACAUGCUGCGGCGUAAUGUGCGCGAGGCGGCACACGAGGGUGUUCGCGAGGGCCUGGCCAUGUGGACGGUGGCAUGGUUCUGGCUUCCGCCGUCGCAGCGAUGGAAGGCAACAGUGGCGCUCAUGACGGUUGUUCCACCGGCGCUGAUGCUUGUGCUGGCAUUUGCGCCGUGGUACAUGAUGCUUCCGCUGAUGAUGUUCCUGGUUGUUGGCUCGCGGCGCCUGUUGUCCCCGUAUUGGCCGCAGCCGUGGCAGCGGUCGCCGAGCCAGGUUGCCUUCUUCAUUGUCCUCUAUCUGCUCUCGGCCGGCGCGUACUUUAUGCACCUUGCGCCGGCCUCGAGCCACUACUUUACGGCACACCUGCUGUUUCUAGCCUUCAAUCCUGUCUUUAUGUACUGCUACGUCACCCUUGUCCGGUCGGAUGCCGGGACGAUCGAGCGUGACGCGCGCGAUGAGACGCUCUUCAUCUCGAUUGUGGACGAGGAGCUCGAGCAGCGGCUGGCGGCUGACGCGUCGACACUGUCGCUGCUGCGGUCGGGCGGUGAGUCCUCACUGGACAAGGAGCCGCGGAGCGCAGAGCAUGCGAUGGGCAAGGCGCACGAAGAGCUCCCGACGCUGGACCGCCUCUGCUCGACGUGUCUUGUGGAGCGGCCGCUGCGAUCCAAGCACUGCCGGCUGUGCGGACGGUGCGUGCCGCGGUUCGACCAUCACUGCCCGUGGGUCAACACCUGCAUCGGCCUGCACAACCAUCCGGUAUUUGUGGCGACGAACGCUGGCAUUGUCGUGCUGCACUCGUCGUUUAUCUUCUUCUACCUGCUGUACGUCACCAAUACGCCGGGCCUGCCGAACAAGAUGAUCCCAGUGCUCCCGUUCCUGACCGAGACGUGGCAAAAGACGACGGCAAUCACGGCGCUAGCUUACUUUCACUUUCUCAAUCUCGCCUGGCUCUCAGCGCUUCUCGCCCAACACGUAUACAAUGGCGUGGUGCGCAACUUUACGACCAACGAGUCGGCCAACUGGAACCGGUAUGUCCACUUUAAGGCGCGCGGAACCGGCAAGUUCCACAACCCGUUCACCUCGACCUGGCUCAACAACGUCUCGGACUUUCUGCAGAUUCGGCUGACGCCGGGCUCGCGCAUCCGCGACUACUACGACCUGUACUCACUCGACCAAUUGACGGCCGAUGGCGGCAUGGUGCCGAGCAUGCGGCGGUCGACUGGAGUAUAAAUCACAAUAGACGUCAGAA